Messenger RNA from Microplitis demolitor, 3261 nucleotides. RefSeq lists its product as uncharacterized. The transcript is spliced from 7 exons. The record is from RefSeq and is a predicted model, not a curated record. NCBI's taxonomy places the organism in Eukaryota, Metazoa, Arthropoda, Insecta, Hymenoptera, Braconidae. The coding region runs from base 1 to 3261 and encodes 1086 amino acids.
AUGCAAGAGCAGCUUGACAUGCUGGCAAAGAGCGUACAAGAGUUAAUAAAACAGCAGAAUGCAUCUCAGAAUGCAUUAAUUAAUUCUAAUCAGCCUGAUAAAGACUCUAGCUGUAAUAAGAAGAACAUCCUAGCCAAUAAGGCUCAAGAGGUUAUACCAGCCGAAGAGGCUGAGGAAGAGAAAUCACCAGAUGGGGUUAAUGUGAAAACUCAGGAUCAGGCUAGGAAAGUCACUGAGUCUAUGGAGGAAGGAGAGCUUGGUGAUGAGGAUUACGACCUAGAUGAUGAGCUUCGAGAGGUCUUGGGGGAAGAGAUUCCUGUGACAGAGACCCCAGUCAAGAUUAAUGAUAAUCUAAAGAAAUGGUGGCAAGAGUGGAUGUCAAAAGGCUUGAUUGAGGAGGUGAGAGAAUCUCUGCUCAAAAAGCAACCAAAAAAUGAAAAUUUAAGUUCUGAGGCUCCCAAAGUUAACCUUAAGGUGCAGCGUCACUUAUUUGACAUAGCAAAGAAACGCGACGAUCACUUUGCUGAGACACAAGGUUGUAAGCUUAAUGAGAAAGUUAAGGAUGUGAAGGCAAUAGUAAAGGGUGCAUCAACGUCAAAGACCGCAGAAAAACCAGCAGCUAAAAAACAAACGCUUAGGAACCUCUCCCAAGGAAACUUCAGAGGUCCACCUGCGAGAUCCAGGCAGGCAGAGACACACAGCAGGAUCGUCGAGAACAGCCCAGAAGGUGACCACGGAAAAGAAUGCGAAGUAAUUCUGGUUUCUAAAAAGGAGCCACAGGAGGUAAAUACAUUAGCAGGAAGACUUAGUUUUUUCACUGAGCAGUGGGAAAGUAUUUCCGAUGACAAAUUCAUCAUUGACUGGAUCAGAGGUUACGAUAUUCCUUUCAAGACCCGUCCUAUUCAACUUAUUGAUCCUAGAGAGCCUACAUGGUCCUCUAGUGAUGCUUUAAGAGUUCAAGGGGCGGUCGAUAAGCUUUUACAGAAAAAAGCUAUUGAAGUCUGUACAGAUGCCGAUGACCAAUUCGUAUCGACCUAUUUUUUAAUUCCAAAACCGGACGGGUCGGAUCGUUUUAUUAUUAAUUUAAAGAAAUUGAAUGACUAUAUAGAGACAGAGCACUUCAAAAUGGAAGACCUGAGAUCGGCGAGACAUCUUAUUGAUAGGGGAGCAUUUAUGGCUAAUUUAGACUUAGAGGACGCGUACUUCUUAGUACGCGUGAAUAACGUUAGUAGGAAAUAUCUUAGGUUCAGGUUGAAGGGUCAACUUUAUCAGUUUACUUGUCUACCGUUCGACCUGUGCUCCAGUCCUUUUUCUUUUACUAAGAUAAUGAAGCCGGUAGUCAACAUGCUCAGAUCAAGAGGACUUUUGUCUGUCGUUUACCUAGACGAUUUUUUAUGCAUAGGUAAUAGUUAUAAGAGUUGUAAGAGUAAUAUACAGACAACAAUUAAAUUGAUGGAGAGUCUGGGAUUUAUUAUAAAUUGUAACAAAAGUUCGACGACUCCUACCAGAAGAUUUAAAUAUCUGGGCUUCGUAUUAGACUGCGAGAAAUAUCAGGUAGAGAUUACUAAUGAAAAAAGAACUCAAGUUAAGAAGAUGCUUGAUUCCAUUGACUUAGGUAGUAGUUACAGAAUAAGGAUUAUAGCUCAAUUGAUUGGAGUUUUGAUAGCAUGUAUUCCGGGAGUAGGAUAUGGAAGGACAUAUAGUAAAAGCUUAGCGAGAGCAAAGUGGUUAGCUUUGAUGAUAAACAAUAAAAAUUUUGAAGGCUUUAUGUUAUUAAAGAAGGAUGUUUUUGAAGACAUUAGAUGGUGGAAAGAUUACAUUAUGUCGGCGAACAGUAGAAUAAAGUCCCACAAUUAUAAGUUGGUGGUAACUUCGAAUGCCUCCAGAACAGGAUGGGGUGCGAAGUCUAGCGGUGUAGUUAUACAGGGUUUCUGGAGUCUAGAGGACUGGAAAUUUCAUAUUAACUAUCUACAGCUGUUAGCGGUCUUCUUUGCGUUAAAAUGCUUCGCAUCAAAGCUUUAUGACUGUGAAAUUCUUCUGCGUAUAGACAAUACGACAGCUAUUGCCUGCAUUAAUAAGGCUGGUGGUAUUAGGUACCCAGUACUCUCAGAGCUUGCAAGGAAGAUUUGGCAAUGGUGUGAGGUUAGAAGGAUUUGGCCGGUUGCAACGUAUAUUCCUUCAGCUUGGAAUGUGGACGCAGACGCUGCUUCGAGAGUAAGAAACUUAGAUACUGAGUGGGAACUAUCCCCAGUAGCUUUCCAAAAAAUUCUAAAAGUUUUGGGCUCACCGUCUAUUGACCUUUUCGCCUCACGCAUUAAUAAAAAAUGUGUAAGAUUCUGCUCUCGCUAUCCAGAUCCAGACGCAGAGUCGGUUGACGCGUUUACGGUGUCUUGGGGUAAGGAAUAUUUUUAUGCCUUCCCUCCAUUUGUCUUGGUCUUACCAACUUUGAGGAAAAUAAUCAAUGAUGAAGCAGUGGGUAUUGUGACAGGAGCUUCAUCCACUGGCAACGAAACUCUCACUUGUGGUCGGGAAAUUAUCAGGGAAGCCUUCGUCAUCAAAGGCAUCAAGGAAGAGUCAAUAAGCAUAAUGUUGAGUUCGUUGACGGAGUCAACGGUAAAACAAUACGAAAGACCUUUAAUAAGAUGGCUCGUAUUUGCACAAGAGAAUAAUAUUGAUGCUUUUGAAGCAGCAAGCACCGAAGUCAUUAGUUUCUUGGCAUCGUGGUUCAACGAAGGUGCGAAAUACGGGACGCUCAACUCAUCGAGAGCAGCCAUCUCUCUUAUAUCGAAGAACAGUCUCUCAAAUGAUCCUCUAAUAUCGAGAUUCAUUCGAGGAACUUACAAGAUAAGGCCAGCGCAUCCUAAAUACUCAGAAACCUGGGACACGGACAUAGUGCUCACAUAUAUUAAAACGAUGACAAAUCUGGAUAAGUUGAAACUGAAAGAGCUAUCAGAGAUUACAGCAACACUGUUAAUCCUCAUGACAGUUCAUAGAUUGCAAACUUUAGCCUUAAUCAAAACGGGAAAUAUAAUAGAAUCAACUGUUGGAUUGAAGAUUAAAAUAUCUGAUCUGAUCAAAACGUCUAGACCAGGGGCUAGUGUCCAGACGAUUGGACACUGGAUUAACGACUUACUGAAGAAAGCAGGAGUGGACACUGAUAUAUUCACUGCAUAUAAGGCUAAGCAUGCGGCUGUAUCAAAAGCUUACAGCAAGGGCGUAAAUGUUGAUACCAUUCGAAGAACUGCAGCGGGUAAGAAGUAA